CUUAGCGAAUUUUAUUUUAGAUGAACCGUUGGCAGCCGAUUGGCUUAGACUACCAUCAGCUAACACAAGUAGAUUUCCCAAUCCACGACAGUCAGAUAUUCAAGAUUUCUAACGUUUUGUUAAAUAAAUCGAUGUGAAAGUUUUGAUGGCUGCUGUGUGUUCGAAUGCCAUUCUGUCCUAGCAAGUAAAGAGGUUGUAUUUAAGGACAACAUUAAAGUGGUUGAGCCAAGUUAAUAUUAGCAUGAUUUCAAGGUCUGACAACUAUCUGUUUAUCCUAACAGCAUUUACUUGAGAACAGAAAGUUGUGUGUAGUCAAGGUUCAAGCUGAAUCAUUUAAGAGUCUCCACGUUCAAUAUUGGCCAUGGGCAAUUCCUACAGAAAGCCAAAAAGGAAACAGGAGUCACACAUUUCAGGAAAUCAUGAAGCUGAGAUGUGCUAUGGAGGAGAAGCUGAUCUACACAAACAUGUUACUGGCUGUAAGAAGAAUCCAGGUCACAAAGAUUUUAUACCCCUUAAAGAUUUCAACAUAAAUUAUCUCCCCUCAAGUUACCAUGACGACGACCUCAUGUCUGAGACAAUCCAAACAAUGGCAGCCCUAACUGUCCAGGUAAAGACUGAAUUCACCAGUCUAAAGAGGCCAGAGUUUUACCCAGACACUCAAGUUCCAUAUCCAUGUUAUAAUGACAGAGGACAUCACGUGAUGAGGUUAGGGACGGGGAGGGUGAAGUAUGUGAAGAAGUACACAGAGAGUCACAGCCCUUGGCUUUGCAGAACUUGUCGUUGUGCCAAGUGUCAAGUCUCUGCCACACCCAGCAAACUGUGUGGGGAGGUUCGUGUGUUGACAGCCACACACGUGGUGUUUGAUGACAGUGAGGCGAGACAGACCAGGUGUGUUUUAGGUUUUGAUGACAAUAAAAGUCCAGUGGUCAGUCUUGAUGGUUGGGAGGUGGAUGGGGCAUACAUUAAGAGAGACACGUGUGAGUUGAGUUAUGAGACAUGUGACUUAGAGUUGCUUGAUGAACUGGACAAGAUGUGUCGACGCUUUGAUGGUCUAUGUAGGGAAGUAAGGAACAAAUACAGGAGAUUUGAUGAUGUGGACAAGUUGACCGUUAUAGUGUCACAUCCUCAUGGCUGUCCUAAACAGGUCUCUGUAGGACAAUGUACACACAAACGUGAGAGGUUUGGCAAGUACACCAGGUACUGGUACACAACGUGUACAUGUCCAGGCUCCAGUGGAGCGCCUGUCUACACGCUGGGAUAUUGUGGGUGGUGGUAUCUCCAUCCCCACAGUGGAUCAAACUCUGAAGGAAAUUAUAGUGGGGAUUGUUGGGAGUUUGACUGAUGUAACUGUUAGUUCUCUCCCCUUGUCUACACAAUGUAAACAAACAAAAUGGCGGAACCUUUCCCUUCAUUAAACUGUUUGUGUUAAGACUUGCAUGUAUUAACAACAUUUUAUUACAUUUAAAUGUUUAAAACAAAUGUUUUUAUUGAUGUAACCCUUUAACCGUUAUAAUUUGCAUGUACAUAGAUAGGUUUUAGAGUUUUUUGUUUCAAAUGUUUAACAUAGUAUGUGUACAACUUUAGUCGGCAAAUUGAUGUCAUAUACUAUAUACCUAAAGCUGGCUACUACCUGUAAAUAAAAUGUAACCUACCUAUCAAAUGUCAUACUCAUACUGUUUGUAUUUGUUUACAAAAUCUUCAACCUAAACGACAUUA
Messenger RNA from Physella acuta, 1716 nucleotides. RefSeq lists its product as uncharacterized. Lineage: Eukaryota; Metazoa; Mollusca; Gastropoda; Physidae. The record is from RefSeq and is a predicted model, not a curated record.